GGCACUUCCGUUCCCGGAGUGUGAGGUUGCCUUAGUAUUUUCCGUGGGAGUGGAGCGUCGGUUCCAGGUCUCCUGGCUCUUUCCGAACUUCCUGGCUGUAUACUUGGGACCCGCAACGACCCGGCGGCCGAAUGAGGGAAAAAGAAGCCUUGCGGAGAACGCAGGUUCAGAUCACGUGUUUUGGCACGGAUUCCACAGAAGUGGUGAGGUGUCCUUGUCAUUGCAACAGAAUAGGAGCCGGAGGAUGUCCGUUUGUCCCUAUGUGGGUGAACUCAACUUUAUUCACUAGGCUAAGGCACUUCCAGGCAUUGUGCUGCCUUGCUGGGAUCUGUAUCACUCAGGACUCUGCACAUUCCCAGAAGUAGGAGGAAGAAUGACCACAUUCAAGGAAGCGGUGACGUUCAAGGACGUGGCUGUGGUCUUCACGGAGGAGGAGCUGGGGCUGCUGGACUCCGCCCAGAGGAAGCUGUACCAGGAUGUGAUGCUGGAGAACUUCAGGAACCUGGUGUUAGUGGGAGGAAAGAUCCAAAGUGAGAUGGAGACCAUUCCAGAAGCAGAACCACAUGAAGAACUUUCCUGCUGGCAGAUCUGGCAACAGAUUGCAAAUGACUUAAUCAGGUGUCAAGACUCCAUGAUAAAGAGUUCUCAGUUCCCCACACAAGGGGAUUCUCCCAGCCCUGUUGGGGUAGGACUAUCGUUAACUCACACAGGCCAGAAACAUUACCAGUGUAAUGAAUGUAAAAAAAUUUUCACUGAUGUCUCCCGCUUUGAUCUUCAUCAACAAAUACACUCAGGAGAGAAGUCCCAUACAUGCAAUGAGUGUGGAAAAAGCUUCUGCUAUAGCUCAGCACUACGUAUUCAUCAGAGAGUUCACUUGGGGGAGAAACGCUAUAAGUGUGAUGAAUGUGGUAAGGAAUUCAGUCAGAACUCACGUCUGCAAACUCAUCAGAAAGUCCACACUGUAGAGAAACCAUUCAAAUGUGAGGAAUGUGGGAAAGGCUUCAGUCGUAGAUCAACACUUACUGUUCAUUGUAAAUUACACACGGGAGAGAAACCUUACAAUUGUGACAAAUGUGGAAGGGCCUUUAUUCACGCUUCACAUCUUCAGGAACAUCAGAGGAUCCACACUGGGGAAAAACCAUUCAGAUGUGAUAUAUGUGGGAAGAACUUCCGUCGUCGAUCAGCACUUAAUAGCCAUUGUAUGGUCCACACGGGAGAGAAGCCAUACAAAUGUGAGGACUGUGGGAAGUGCUUCACUUGUAGCUCAAAUCUUCAUAUCCAUCAGAGGGUCCACACAGGAGAAAAACCCUACAAAUGUGAGGAAUGUGGUAAGUGCUUUAUUCAGCCUUCACAAUUUCAGGCCCAUCGGAGAAUCCACACUGGAGAGAAACCAUAUGUGUGUAGAGAGUGUGGUAAGGGAUUCAUUUACAGUUCAAGUUUUCAAGCCCAUCAGGGAGUUCACACAGGAGCGAAACCAUACAAAUGCGAUGAGUGUGGGAAGAGCUUCAGGAUGAAAAUCCAUUAUCAAGUUCAUCUCGUGGUCCACACAGGAGAGAAACCCUAUAAAUGUGAGCUGUGUGGGAAGGGCUUCCGUCAGAGUUCAUAUCUCAAAAUCCACCAGAAGGCCCACAGUGUGGAGAAACCUUUUAAGUGUGAGGAAUGUGGGCAGGGCUUCAAUCAGAGUUCACGACUUCAGAUUCACCAGCUGAUUCAUACUGGGGAGAAACCAUUCAAAUGUGAAGAGUGUGGAAAGGGAUUCAGCCGUAGAGCAGAUCUUAAAAUUCAUUGCAGAAUCCACACAGGAGAGAAACCGUAUAAUUGUGAGGAAUGUGGAAAGGUAUUCAGUCAGGCCUCACAUCUUCUGACCCAUCAGAGAGUCCACAGUGGAGAAAAGCCAUUCAAAUGUGACAAGUGUGGGAAGAACUUUAGUCGGAUUUCACACCUUCAAGCCCAUCAAAAAGUCCACACUGGAUUAAAGCCAUACAGAUGUGAAGAGUGUGGGAAGGGCUUCAAGUGGAGCUUGAAUCUUGACAUGCAUCAGAGGGUCCACACGGGAGAAAAACCAUAUAAGUGUGGGGAGUGUGGUAAGCACUUCAGUCAGGCCUCAAGUCUUCAACUUCAUCAGAGUGUCCACACAGGAGAGAAACCAUACAAAUGUGAUGAAUGUGGGAAAGGCUUCAGUCGUAGAUCAGCACUUACCAUUCAUGGUAAAUUACACACGGGAGAGAAACCGUAUAAUUGUGAAGAGUGUGGGAGGGCCUUCAGUCAGGCCUCCCAUCUUCAGGACCAUCAGCGAGUCCACACUGGGGAGAAACCAUUCAAAUGUGAUGCGUGUGGUAAGAGCUUCAGUCGGAAUUCACAUCUUCAAUCCCAUCAGAGAGUCCACACAGGAGAGAAACCUUAUAAAUGUGAGGAGUGUGGGAAGGGCUUCAUUUGUAGCUCAAAUCUAUACAUUCAUCAGAGGGUCCACACAGGAGAAAAACCCUACAAAUGUGAGGAAUGUGGUAAAGGCUUUAGUCGGCCUUCAAGUCUCCAAGCCCAUCAGGGAGUCCACACUGGAGAGAAAUCAUUCAUAUGUAAUGUGUGUGGUAAAGGCUUUACUCUGAGUUCAAAUCUUCAAGCACAUCAGAGAGUCCAUACUGGAGAGAAACCAUACAAAUGCGAUGAAUGUGGGAAGACCUUCAGGAGGAACUCCCAUUAUCAAGUUCAUCUGGUAGUCCACACAGGAGAAAAACCCUAUAAAUGUGAGGUAUGUGGAAAGGGCUUCAGUCAGAGUUCAUAUCUUCAAAUCCAUCAAAAGGCCCACAGUGUGGAGAAACCUUACAAGUGUGAGGAAUGUGGGCAGGGCUUCAAUCAGAGUUCACGACUUCAGAUUCACCAGCUGAUUCAUACUGGGGAGAAACCAUUCAAAUGUGAAGAGUGUGGGAAGGGAUUCAGCCGUAGAGCAGAUCUUAAAAUUCAUUGCAGAAUCCACACAGGAGAGAAACCGUAUAAUUGUGAGGAGUGUGGAAAGGUAUUCCGGCAGGCCUCAAAUCUUUUGGCCCAUCAGAGAGUCCACAGUGGAGAAAAGCCAUUCAAAUGUGAUGAGUGUGGAAAGAGCUUCGGGCGGAGUUCACACCUUCAAGCCCAUCAAAAAGUCCACACUGGAUUAAAGCCAUACAGAUGUGAAGAGUGUGGGAAGGGCUUCAAGUGGAGCUUGAAUCUUGACAUGCAUCAGAGGGUCCACACAGGAGAAAAACCAUAUAAGUGUGGGGAGUGUGGUAAGCACUUCAGUCAGGCCUCAAGUCUUCAACUUCAUCAGAGUGUCCACACGGGAGAGAAACCAUACAAAUGUGAUGCGUGUGGUAAAGUCUUUAGUCGGUCUUCACAGCUACAGUCUCAUCAGAGAGUUCACACAGGGGAGAAACCUUACAAGUGUGAGAUAUGUGGUAAGACCUUCAGUUGGAGAUCAAAUCUUACAAUUCAUCAUAAAAUUCAUGCUGGUGAUAAAUCAUAUAAAAGUAAUAGGGCUGGUAAGAACAUGAGAGAGUGCACACAGGUAAAAAGUUUUAUAAAAUAAUUAAAAAAAAAUUCGAGUGUCAUGUGAAUUCUUCCAAUCAAGUUUGAAAGAAAAAUUUUUUUUCAUUAAAGCAGUGUUUUAGUCCUAGCUUAACAUAUCCUGGUAGUCAGGAGGGCACACAGCAGAGAACCCUUGUAAGUAGCAUAGUAUGGGCUUCAGUUAGAAAUUUGACCUUUAUUAAAUAUUACUCAGAAGGAGGCCUUAGAAAGGGUAAGAGUUGUAUCAGGCCUUCUACUAAAGUAUCAUGAUGGACAAGCCAAAAUUAAUGCCCAGUAGAAUGUAAGCUCUAAACACACAGACCUUUGUUCUGAAUCCACAUGGUCUUAACGUUGCCAGGUAUUUCACAGGAACUCCAUAUUUGUUAAAGGGAAAAAUUAUAUUUGAAAACUGUUGAGAUCACCUCCAAAAUUUCAUAAAAAUUUGUAUUCAGAACAAGAAAGUGAAAUGAAGCCUUAACAAAAUCAAUUCAGGGAGACAAAGUUGAAAUGUUAGAAAACCAUCCAAAACUGCAAUGGAGAAUUCUGUAUUGCCCUGUGUGAUUAGCUCCUGUUUUUUCCCCGAUCUCUCAUCCAGUUGGGUACUAUCAUCUUGGACUUUGUCUACUGUUCUACUGAUUUUAUACAGUAUAAACUCGGUUUUUGUGACAAUACACUUGACAGUAACAACAUUACAUGAUUGGUUUUUUUCAAGAAUGUCAAAGCAGGAUUUUAAGUGUUACAUUUACUAAUGACAAUUCUUCACAGCCAAUGAAAGAGCUGCUCUUUCAUUGGUAAUGUUGGGUAUUUACUGUUCACUCCCAAUGUGCAUGGCUUACUGACCCUAACUCCCAUCUACACCAAAUAACUAAACUUCUAGCUGUGUAUCCAGUUUCACUCGCCUUUGUAGGUCAUUCAGUUUCAGCUCCUGUUUGACACCAUGGGCUCAAAUUCUCUAUUUUUGGCCUCUGAGGAAUUUGCUUAUCUUAGAUUUGAGUGUGGCUACUUAUUAAUACUUUGGGGACUUGUUAUAUGUAAUCAGCAUUUUUUUUUUCUUUUAAGGGAUAUAACAGCAAAUUCGGUUAGUGGCUGAAUGGCAGCACAUUGAUUCACAACCUUGUAGAUUCCCUUAUGUCCUGGGACAUCGAUGGGAAGGAAUAGAAUACUGAAAAAUUGAGGUGGCAAUAUAUGACCAGAUUCCAACAAAGCUAAGGCCUUUGACUUCUAAACUUAGGAGUCUCCUUUGCCAUUAGAAGCCUUCCUCUCCUCUCUGUGUUAGUCUCCCCUUGCCUGAAGAACCUGUUAUGACCUCCCCUGAGAUAGUUUCCUUGCAGGGAACCGUAGAUUCUCAAAACUUGGGUCUACCACCUCCCAUUUUUCUAGACGCAUUAAUCAGAUUCGAGUCAUAGCAGGCCACAGGGAGGGAGGUUGGCUGGGGAAAGUCAUCAGGUAUAAAUAAAGGAUGACCAUGAGGAGGUGCUAUAUACCUGCCAAAAUCAGGAUUUUUAUAAUUUAUAUCAAUAGAAACUUAAGAAAUAUAUGUGAUUGUGAAUCUUGUGAGUAUUGACUCAAGUAGUACAAUAUGGGUUAGGCUGGAUUUGUUGAUACAGGUGCACUGAACAUUUCUAGACCUGGACCCAAAGUUAGCUUGUGCCAAAGUCAAAAUGCCAGAACUUUUUAAGUGUGUUGUAGGACAGCUGCUUGACAGCACUAUUGACAUUUUGGGUGAGAUAAUUCUUCAAAGUCAGGGACAAUCCUGUGCAUUGUAGGAUGUUUAGCAGCAUCUCUGCUCUCUACCCACUAGAUGCCAGUAGCACAUCCUUUCUCCCAAGUAACAAUAAAAAAUGUCAGUACUGCCAAGUGUCCCGGUGGGGAGGGGCAAAAUUGUCCCCAAGUGAGCACUGUGGUAGAAGAAGGUAUACAAAGACAGGAAUGUCAGGCUACUGAAGUGCAAGACCUGCUCGCCCAACCCCCUAUGUGCCCUGGGAGAGUUCAGAGGACACCCUUUACCAAAGAUUUAAGAAAUUCAUUGGUGAGGGGAGCACUGGCCAUCUUGCAGAGCUCUGUAGUUACUCUUCUCUGCAGACGAGAAAUGAGGGAUUAGGACAUCAAAAUGGGCUUCUUGAAUUAAGUGAGCAUGAUGGGGUUCUGGGGCAUCAGAGGUCAAGUGGAGGUACUUUCUUGACAGAGAAAGUGAUUGUUAUAAUGAACAGCAAAGCCAAAGGGAUCAUCAGAAAGGUUUGGUUCACAGAAAUUAUUGCAUUUGCCCAUUGUGCUGUCCCUGGGGCUUAAAUAGAUGGGAAACAUAUUAUCCUACUUGACUUCCAUACGUGGAAAAGCUCUAGGUCUGGUGAACAUAAGUCUGAUGAAUCAGUGUGAGAGUUGUGGCCCCUUAGCCAAUUUCAUAGCAUUUAGUCAGUUCCCAUUUCCAGAGCACCUUGAAUGUGGGGCAGGCCAGGUCCCCUUGGACCCUGAUAUACUGCCAAAACUAUGCCAUAAAUCACCUUAGACUUCUCAAAGUGACUUGCCGCCAUAUUUAUUGGAGAGUGUGUAUUAGGUAAGUGAAAAUAACCAGAACAGUGAGGGAUUACUGGAUCCUAGAGCUAACAUUAACUCCUGAAAACCCCCAAAUAGCUCUGUGGUCUACCAGUUAGUAGAGGGGCUUAUAAAGGACAAAUAAUAAACGUUCUCACUCAGGUUUAUAUAUGGUGGUCUGAAGGAUCCCCGAACCCAUCUUGCGUUUAUUUCCCAAGUUCCAGAAUACAGAGUUGCAAUAGAAAUAGCUGGCAGAAUCCUUACAUUGGAUCCCCGACCCAUGGAACAAAGGCUCUUUCGAUAAGAAAGGCAAGUAAACACUAGAAUUGCCCCCCAUGUACCAAAAUAAAACCCCAAAUCAUAUUCUUGGUGGAUUACAGAGAUUAGUGCCACUAUCAGUAUCUUGAAAGGCAUGAUUUCUAUCACAUUCCCAUUCAAGUCACUCAUUUGACCUAUAUGGAAGAUAGGUAACUUAGAGAAUGACAUGGGGAUAUUGUAAACUUAAUUAGGAUUUAAGUCCAGUUGCAGCUCCAGAUGUGGUUGUAUUGCUGGAGCAAAUCAACCCAUCUGUCGGCAGUUGAUGUGCAGCCAUUGAGCCAACAUGUACUUUUUUUCUCUAUACUUAGUAAAUAUCAUAAAAAGAAACUUAGUUUCAUCUGGUACCAUCAAUACACCUUUAUACCCCCAGUUCAGGGCUACAUCAAUUCCAACCCUCUUUCACAUAUUAGUCCAAGGAUUGGCAAACGACGAUCCAUUGGUCAA
Molecule: messenger RNA, 6831 nt
Organism: Hipposideros armiger (great roundleaf bat)
Lineage: Eukaryota; Metazoa; Chordata; Mammalia; Chiroptera; Hipposideridae
Product: zinc finger protein 226-like
Exons: 6
Coding region: 374-3559 (1061 amino acids)
Biological process (GO): regulation of transcription by RNA polymerase II
Cellular component (GO): nucleus
Molecular function (GO): RNA polymerase II cis-regulatory region sequence-specific DNA binding; DNA-binding transcription factor activity, RNA polymerase II-specific
Source: RefSeq, a predicted model, not a curated record